Molecule: messenger RNA, 1832 nt
Organism: Labrus mixtus (cuckoo wrasse)
Lineage: Eukaryota; Metazoa; Chordata; Actinopteri; Labriformes; Labridae
Product: organic solute transporter subunit alpha
Exons: 8
Coding region: 148-1389 (413 amino acids)
Biological process (GO): transport
Molecular function (GO): transporter activity
Source: RefSeq, a predicted model, not a curated record
ACCUGUGCUCUUACCUGCAUCUAGUCAAUCAUUAAUGUUUUCAGUCCGACAGGAAGUGUUCAGAUCAACACAGAAGAAGAAGAAAACGUCUCAGAAUCCUCCCUGAUCCAGGAGAGUCACAGGUGGACGGGUGUAGAUUAAUACAGAAUGGGAAGGACGACGAACUGCAGCUGGAUUGGGUCUGAGCUGCCUCUGUCUUCACAGGUAUUCAGUGCCAUUAAAGAUGAGCUGUGGCUCUUCCUCAUCCCGGCCGGCCUGGCUGUCAUCAUACUCGGGGUGUUUCUGGAGGAGGUGGGCUUCUUCCUGCGUCACAUCCCUUCCUCCAGACGUAAACGGCUCUACCUGUGGAUAUUAGGGAUGUACCCGGUGUUUGUGUUGACCUCCCUCAUAGCGCUGUAUGUGCCCCGCUCUUCCUCGCUGUGUAAUUUCAUCGCCUCUCUGUAUCACUCCAUCACCUUGCUGAAGUUCAUGGGACUCAUCACAGACUUCUUCGGAGGGAAAGCUCGCAUGCUGUCCGCUCUGUCCGGACAGCGGGUAUCUCCAGACCCGUUCCCCUGUUGCUGCUGCUGCUGUCUCCCAAUGGUGUCCAUCAGCAGCAGCAGCCGUGGUUGGAUGAUGGCCGCUGUGCUGCAGCUCUCUGUGGUCCGCAGCAUUCUGUUCUUUGUCACUCUGGUCCUGUGGACGGAUGAACAAUACGACUACGGUGAUGUGGAUUCUGUCGACCCAAACCUGUAUGUGAACGCCAUCAUAUGUGUGUCCACCUUUGUGUCCUUUUACGGCCACCUCCUGUUCUACAAAGCCACAAAGAGUGCUCUACACGGCUACGGACUGAGAGCCAAGUUCAUCUGCAUCAUCGUGGUGUUGGUGCUCUGCGGUCUGCAGAGCGGCAUCUUAGAGACCAUGGGGGCUCUGGAGGUGAUCCCCUGCACGCCACCUUUCUCCACCCUGGCCAGGUCCCAGUUGAUCUACCACUACUGUGUGAUCGUGGAGAUGUUCUGCAUCGGCCUGUACGCCCGCCACACUUUCCGUAAGGUGGAGCCGAGCGUGGUGGAGGACGAGGAGAGGCUGGUGGGUGUGACGGACAAAGCCGUUCAAACAGACGACGUUCAGAGGACUCGUCCGGAGCCAGGACAGAGAUCAGAGGAGGUUCGGCCCGGACACUGCCUCAGCAGUGCCUCCGAUCAUCACAGCUACAGUAACAUGGAGGACAGCCUGUGCAAGAUCGAGCACACACCUCUGGAUGGUUUCCCCUUUCCUCCGGCUAGGAGGUCACGCAGACCGGAACCAGUGGAGCUCGGGCCUGUAGAGGAAACUGGUGUAGACGUGACCCAUGUUACUGUUAGGGCUGAUGUGAACUAUCAGGAAUCUAAAGAUGUUACGAUGGUUUGACAGAUGAUGGCAUCAAACAAAAGACUAGAUUAUGAUGGCCCUGGAUUGGAUACAUGCGGGCAUAAGGAUUUACCUUGGAACUGGACCCCCUGUGAUAUUACAUAUGGAGCAAAAACGGACACAUAUACGUAUUUACAGAGAAGACUUUGCCUGACUGUAAAUACUCAUUCUCAACAUUAUGCAGUCACCAAACCUGUACAGCUUAAACUUAACCAGGGGUGUUGAUUGAAUUGUUUCUACGAUGCAUCACGAUGCGGAUGUGGACGAUUCUGUAUUGAUGUAGUGACAGAUCAUAAUCGAUUCUUGCGUACUGACUUUGCUCGUAGAUAUUCCCGCUGUGACCUUCACCCAUAUUUAUUUGUGUUUACAAUGUAGAGUCAUGUAUGUUGAUGUUGGUUUCUAAAGCACUUUCUAAAAAAUAAAAAAAAGGGAUUUCAAAUUUA